AUGGAUAGUGCGAUAGGCCUGUGUUUAGUUGUUUUAGGUGGUUUGCUUGGUUGCAAUUGGUAUAGAUCGCGAUUUAGUGCUUCUAGUAAAUGUACAGGUAAAAAGCACCCGAGAUAUGUUUUGAUUAUUGAUCGUAAUGGUACUGUAAGUGAACAGGAGAUUGAAAGAUUAAGAGAGAAGUAUAAAGUUGAAAAGAUGGAGUUGUAUAAGGAACGAGAUUUUGUCACUGAUCAUAAUGGGUUUAUAGAACAAAUAAGAAGAUUUGUAGGUGAUGUAGAUCUAGAGAAUAAGAUAAGUAGUGUAGAUCUAGAGAAUAAGAUAAGUGAUGGGUUGGGUGGUGAUGGAUUGGGUGAGAAAGAGAAAAAGGAAGAGAAAGAUAAAGAUAAGGAAGGGAUGGAUUCGGAUAAGGGUGACUUUGCUGAGAAGAUAGUUGAAUAUGAUCAGAUUGAAGCAUUUAUUGCGGCUAAUCCUUUACUGUUUCCGGAUUUGGUGUUACUGUGCUCGGGGGUGAGUACUUAUCGAGUGAGUGCACCUUACUUGUUGUAUAAGGCGGAGAUGUGGCAGUCGCGUUGGGGAUUUUCGGAACGGACUUUAGGAUGGGCGUUAUGGCAUUAUAAGCGAUGUUCUAUCCGUAAUGGGCGGUAG
Nematocida homosporus is the source of this 645-nucleotide messenger RNA. RefSeq lists its product as uncharacterized. The coding region runs from base 1 to 645 and encodes 214 amino acids. NCBI's taxonomy places the organism in Eukaryota, Fungi, Microsporidia. The record is from RefSeq and is a predicted model, not a curated record. The transcript has a single exon.